This is a messenger RNA of Chelmon rostratus (copperband butterflyfish), 2028 nucleotides long. Its product is annotated as zinc finger and BTB domain-containing protein 5-like. Bases 1 to 2028 code for a protein of 675 amino acids. Gene Ontology annotation, cellular component: nucleus. The transcript has a single exon. The record is from RefSeq and is a predicted model, not a curated record. Gene Ontology annotation, biological process: regulation of transcription by RNA polymerase II. Gene Ontology annotation, molecular function: DNA-binding transcription factor activity, RNA polymerase II-specific; protein binding; RNA polymerase II cis-regulatory region sequence-specific DNA binding. Lineage: Eukaryota; Metazoa; Chordata; Actinopteri; Chaetodontiformes; Chaetodontidae.
AUGGACUUUCCAGGUCAUUUCCAGCAUAUUUUCAAGCAGCUCAACCACCAGCGCCUCCAUGCUCAGCUGUGUGAUUGUGUGGUGGUGGUUGGAGGCCAGAGCUUCCAGGCUCACCGCUCCAUCCUGGCAGCAUGCAGCUCCCACUUCAGGGCUCUUCUGAGCUCCAGUGACAGUGGUGGUGAGGCUGGAGGACCAGGAGCUGACAGUGGUGGAGGCUCCAGUGUAAUGGAGCUAGAUCCAGAGGUGGUGACCCCAGAGGCCUUCUCCAACCUGCUAGACAUGAUUUACACCUCCACCCUCUCUCUGAGGGCCUCCAAUGUGAUGGAUGUACUGCUGGCGGCAUCGCACCUGCACCUCAACACCGUGGUCAAGGCCUGCAAGCUCUACCUGUCCAGGAAAAACUUCCCUGCAUCGCCGCCUAAAGGCUGGAGGUCAGUGCAACAGCAGCAGCAGCAGUGUUCCCAGGCAGAGAGGUCAGGCACAUCCGUCCUGGAGGAGGACAUCGAUGAGGAGGAAGCGGGAGCGGAGGUUAGUCAGUCUGGUGGGGUUGAAGACCAGGGGUUGAGGAGCAAAGACAGUGGCGAGCAGAGCGCUGCGCCAUGUCUGAGGCACAAGAGAAAGUCACAGGAGGACAGGCUGUGUGGCAGAAAGAGGCCCUGCAGAGGUCCUGAGGGAAACUAUAAGGAGUGCUCACCUACUGUCACCAGGAGCACCAUCAGCACAGAGGAGGGAGGCGAGGAGCUGCUGUCCCCAGACUGCCUGAAGACAACCAAUGGACCCUGGGGGGGCCAAGGCAAGGAGGAGGAGGUGGAGGAGAAAUAUGAAGCCACCAAGGGGGAGUCAGAGGAGUUCCAGCUGCCCAGCCAGUCUGACAGUAGCACUGGAGGUGUAGGUGCAUGGGAGAAGAGCGGAGAUACAGAUGGAGACACUGUGGUCAAAGUAAAGGUUGGAGAAGAAGGGGAGGACAGUGGAGAGGAGCCGAAGAUGGCAGUGAUUGAGGUAAAAAAGGAAAAUCUGAGCUCAUACUCUCCAGAUUUGGACAUGCUACCAGACCAUUCUCCUCCAUCUCCACCACAGGAGUGCACACACAAUUUGGAUUCACAACUAAAUGACGAGAAAAUGGACACAGUCUGUCCGACAGAGUGUGAUGUGAGCUCGUUACAAUCUCAGCUGUGCACGGAUCUUCAAACGGACGCACAGAGAGGGGCUAGUGAUUUGGGUGAGGAGUCAGUAGACGGCGAAGGCCUGGACAGCCUGUCAGAGCUGGCCUUUUCCUGCUUCCUCAAUCCCAGCAGUGAAAGUGUAAUGGGAGCUCUGGAAGAAGAAGACAGCCUUGCUAGCCUCACUGCUGCCGCUACUGCUGCCGCUGCCGCCGCCAGUGAUGCUCCGGCAGCUGCUGGAGAUGAACCGGGCCAAAGUGCAAAAGCUCAGUCCUCAGAUUCCUCCUCCUCGCUUGUUUUUCCAGUUACGUCCGUCCCCUUGCAGCAGCUUCUUCCGACUCAGGGCUCCAGUUUCAGCGACACACUCAUCCUCCAGCCCACCCAGAACUCUUUAGCAGGGUUCCUGAGUGGCAUCAGACCGGGCAUCAGUCUGGAGACCUCCCUUGUCCAACCCUCCAGGGCGGUGAAAAGCUCAGGGGCGACAACGUUCCGUCGCAUCGCCCCCAAAGUGCCGCCUGGAUCAGAAGCCGGCACAGAUCGUUCCUCCGCGGCGGUGGGGGAUGCUGCUGAUCGGCCGGCUCUGACCAGAGCUUCAGAGGACGUUCUGUCCAAGUGCAAGAAGGCAGCUGCUGAAGACCACGUGCUGCUGGUGGAAGGCGAGAAGAAAUACGCCUGCAAAAUCUGCUGCAAGACCUUCAUGAACCUGACUGACUGCAAGAAGCACAUUCGCGUCCAUACAGGAGAAAAGCCUUACCCCUGUCCAAAGUGUGGCAAACGCUUCAGCCAGUCCUCCCAUCUGUACAAGCACUCCAAAAACACCUGCCUGAACUGGAAAGAUGACCAGUCAUUCCCCGACACCCUGCUCUGA